Molecule: messenger RNA, 1692 nt
Organism: Gigantopelta aegis
Lineage: Eukaryota; Metazoa; Mollusca; Gastropoda; Neomphalida; Peltospiridae
Product: transmembrane protein 101-like
Exons: 3
Coding region: 25-828 (267 amino acids)
Biological process (GO): positive regulation of canonical NF-kappaB signal transduction
Source: RefSeq, a predicted model, not a curated record
GAGAGGCGGAAAUAACAAACUCUGAUGGCGAUGUCCACUAACAGUAAUUUUCGUUAUGUAGUUUUAAAAAUUACAUUGUUUUUGCUUGAAAAAUUUCCAUUUUUUAAUGCAUUGACACUGCUAAUGCUUUUGGCAGAAAGGGCUGCCCAUGAAAGUUACCCUCCGAUCAACCCCAAGCUCGUCUAUAUCAAUCUAGUUUUGUUCGUCGGUUGUGGAUUUCUGCUGUCUGCCAAAUCCUUUGUGAAGCAAGCAUCACUGAUCUAUGCAGGGCAGCUGUUAUAUUUUGCUUUCAGUUAUUAUACCAACAGUAAAUUCAGUUAUGGCCACUGGCAAAGGAUACACAUGGCUACAAGACAGAUUGGCUGUGCUGGCAUAUAUAUUCUGCUUGCUGAUUUGUUAGUGAAGGCAGACCAGGGUAGAUAUCGUGUACAAGCGGAUGGCAUGGUGCCAUCAAGACAGCAGCAGAGAAUUGGAGAAAUCUUGAUAGGAUUAUACCUUUUCUCCUAUUCCUGUCUUCUCACCUCUUGUGGGGAACACAGGGAGGCCUUCCUUCAUCAUUUUUGGCAUAGUGAAUUGAUGCAGUAUGCGAUGACAGCGAUACUGCUGGCCAGUGCGUUCUGUUUCAUUUCUGGAUACUUUGUCAAAGACAUGUUUAUAUGCGUUAUCCCUGCACUUAUUUUAUUAACAGCUUUGAUAGACUGUGAUAUACGCUACUGGACUGAACGGCAGGUUCAUUACUGGAACCAAGUGAGGUUGCUUGGUGAUAAUGUUUGUGCAAUAUCUGGUUUUAUAUUCUUUGCAUCAGUUUCAUACAGUACAAUAACAUAGUGACUUUUAAAGUGACAUACCCUAGUUUUUAAACACUACAACAUAUUUUUCACUAUUAAAGCCGCUUUUCAUAAUUUAAAUUAGAAGUACAAUGUACUUACAUUUUAUUAUUUAGAAUAUUAAUGUUCAUAUGCCUGAAGUGGUUCUGGUUAUCCAGGGAUUUGCAAUACCCCCAAAUGCAUUUUUCAUAAUUCUAAAAAAUGCACGUUCGUCUGAGAAGUAAUGGCUGUCAACAGAACCUCUAGUUAUUUGUAGUUGGUAUUUAUUUGUUUAAACAUCAGACUUUAGCUUCUCCCUGUUAUAGCUUUAUCUAAACUGUGUUACAGGUUUGUAGAUUAAUUAAACUUAGUGUCCAUAUUCACGGGCGGAAACUAGGGUUUGCGCCUUUAACAUGAAACUGUUCUUUACCUUUAAGUUAUUUUUUAUUUUUAACUUGUCUGCACAAUUUCUGCUGUUAAUUGACAUGCUGUUCAAAGCUACACGUGUUGAUCAUAUAAAACAAAUUGAAAGGUUUUUAAAAAUCUUUUUUUUUUUUUUAUAUAUAUAGGACUAUCCAAAUGAACUGACUUGUACAUACGACUAGCUCCCACCAAAAAUUGUUCUUUUACUCCUUUAAAAUUUAUUUACAGUAAAACCCUUUGAAACCAAAGCCGCUGAAAACCAUAAUUUUCUAAAAUAAAUUGUAAUUUUUUCCUGGUCCCUUUUUAAUCAUUAGUACAGAACAUACCCUAAUAAGACCGACCGGCCUCGGUGGCGUCGUGGUUAGGCCAUCGGUCUACAGGCUGGUAGGUACUGGGUUCGGAUCCCAGUCGAGGCAUGGGAUUUUUGAUCCAGAUACCGACUCCAAACCCUGAGUGAGUGCUC